AUGCCGACAACGAGGCCUUACCUAGUACUUCGUGAACGUUUGUCGCAGAUAUGGAUUAACAGAUAUACGUUGAUUCUUACACUGGCGCUUGUAAAACUGUUCUUAUUUGCAAGGACUCUUUCAAGCUCUUUGGAAAAUUCAAAACACUAUGUCCUUGAUCAUUGCACGACUAUAGAUAACUUUUACAACUCAUUAAGAGAUGGCACACCUCAUUAUAUGACUAAAAUGGGUAAUUUUGUUAUAACCAAGGCUGUUGAAGCUACAGUCGAUUCUACGUUGGCUCUAAUAUCAAUGCUAGUCACUGUUGCUGAAUUCGUAGUAGUAUUCAUGGUUGAAUUAUGGUUGGGUACUCAAGCGUGUUUACUUUUCAGUGCUAUUCACGGCGCGGUAGAUCUGGCAACAAGUUCUGCUGAAAAGGUAGUCGGAUUUGUAAACAGUACUGUAAUAACGGCCGCAAAUGACAUCGACGAUGGUUUAAAUGCUCUUUCAAAGGUUAUUAACGAGGUUCUCAAGGUUACAGACAAAGUUGGAGACCUAUUUCGUAACGAUGACGAUGAUGACGAUGGUGACGGUGAAGACAUCAACUCUCACAUUAAAAAAGUUAAUUUGACAAUUGCAGCAUUACGCAAGAUUCAGAUACCAUCAAGUGUAAAUGAAAAGCUCCAAUCUCUAUCAAAGAACACUCCUGAUUUUGAAACAGUGAAGAACAAGACCAAGACCAUGGUUGUAAUUCCCCUACAAAAACUUAAAACAGACAUCAAAAGUGUUAACACUACUGGUAUGAUCAAGUCAACUGACCUAAUGGAGGUUCCCCCAAUAUAUUCUUCGGGUGAGAAUGGUGUAUGUUCGGCCAAUCGACCCGGUAUCGAGAAGCUGUACGGCAACCUUGAUAAGACCCUUAAAUACACCCUGAUAGUCAUAAUUGUUAUGUUAUUGGUGGGUGCCAUUGCAGCAAUGGUUCCAGUAGCUUGGAGUGAAUAUCGACAGUGGUGUCGACUAGAAGAACUGCGUGAGGCUGGAGAAGAGUCAAAGCGUUAUACUAUAGACCCUUUCGGUGACAAUUACAAAGAUAUAGACGUAAUUGAGUGCCAUCAAACUAUCUACAACAGGUUUCCUUCCUAUACCGGUAAGUGGCUUGCUAGGUAUUUAGCCCGUACACAUUCCCAAGAAAACGAAGUACGGUGGCUGACCGCAUAUAUCUUUUCUCCGCGAGCUAUAGUCAUCCUGUUUGUCGCAAUCACAGGUCUCCUCCUUUGUCUGCUGCAGCAUAUACUACUGCAGUCAUUAGAGCGAUCUCUUUUGGGACAAGAUUCAGCCAUAUCUAAGAUAGCGUCCAGCACUGGAGAUCAUCUUUCGGGUGACAUGAAACAAUGGGCGGCCUCCAGUAACAGCUACAUCGGCUCCGCUGAGUCAUCCAUCAACGACCAUAUGUUCGGUUGGCUGACCACCGCAACAUCAUCACUCAACGACACCACGUCUACUUUGCUUAAUGACAUUGAUGGGGUCGUCAAUAGCACUUUCAAGGACACCCCGCUCUACGGUCCAAUGAACACAGUCGUACGGUGCGUGAUCAGCGAUAAACUCCGCUCCGUGGAAAAGGGAUUGACCUGGCUACACGACCAUGCCCACAUUUCUCUUCCGCGCAUUGACCAAGGUCAGCUACAGUCAGCAAUCGAUGAGCAGGCAUCGGACAACUCGCAGCCGUCCUCCUCCCCUUCGUCCAUCCAUUCAAUGAUGCAAACGCUUGGCGAAACCAUGAAGCGCUCGAUCCUGCUCGUAAUCGCACAGCAUCGGCGCCUACUUCGGCUGGAGCUUAUCAUAUCGCUUGCAAUACUGACCCUAUGGUGUCUGCAACUUCCGAUAGCACUUUUCUGGCUUACACAUAAAAGAUACCGUGCUGCAAGGAAUAGCGAUUGUUCCAUGCCUGCAUACAAUUUCCACGCAUAG
Molecule: messenger RNA, 1947 nt
Organism: Eremothecium sinecaudum
Lineage: Eukaryota; Fungi; Ascomycota; Saccharomycetes; Saccharomycetales; Saccharomycetaceae
Gene: PRM1
Product: pheromone-regulated protein PRM1
Exons: 1
Coding region: 1-1947 (648 amino acids)
Cellular component (GO): mating projection tip
Source: RefSeq, a predicted model, not a curated record